GCUUUCUGCAAUCGCUCAUUUAUUCCGCCUGGGUGAAAUUUAAGAAUGCGCCCCAAACCCCGCCAGGUCUAGACUAUAUCUAGCAGAAUAUAUGCAUGGACUAGGUGCUGUUAUUCCUCCAAUCAGCUGGAUAAUUGAUUUACUCCUGGCUGGCGUCAUCACUUAUUCGCUGGUCUAUAAAACAUGAUGCAAAAAAUCCAUGAUCAAUGUCAUUUGUUCGGCGGUAGGCGAUUCAAGUGACAUCUAUGAUGAAGCCGCCAUCAGCUAGUCGCCUGCUCGGCGUGCUAGGUCUGUUUGCACUUCCUCAUGCCAACGCUCAGUCUCCCACAGCACAAACCCUGAAUGGCACGUAUAAAGGGUUUUAUUUGCCAGAUUGGGACCAGAAUGCUUUCCUUGGUAUUCCAUACGCGCAGCCACCUCUUGGUAGCCUCCGCUGGCGAUGGCCGCAGAGCAUCAACGAGUCCUUCGAUGGUGUGAGAGAUGCGACACAGUACGGCUAUAGCUGCCUGCAGUAUGGCUCGACCUUCAACGUUUCCGAGGACUGUCUAACCAUCAAUGUGAUCCGACCUGCUGGCAACUUUUCGGAGCCGCUCCCUGUCUUGGUUUGGAUCUAUGGCGGCGGACUAUACGCCGGCAGCACAGCCGAUCCACAGUAUAACCUUUCUGGUAUUGUCAAGGUUGGCCAGGAUAUUGGUCAACCUUUUAUCGGUGUCAGCAUGAACUACCGUCUGGGUAUGUGGGGAUUCCUGCAGACAGCCCAAAUCUUCGCUGAGGGUUCUAGCAAUGCCGGCCUGCUUGACCAGCGACUCGCACUGCACUGGAUACAGGAGAACAUCGACGCGUUCGGGGGCAAUCCUGACGAGGUUGUAAUCUGGGGCGAAAGUGCCGGAGCGCAAAGUAUCGCAUACCAAAUGUUUGCUUACGACGGUCGAGACGAUGGUCUAUUCCGCGGCGCCAUUUUGGAAAGCGGAGGACCGACAGGUGCGCAAGUCGAGACGAUUUCGUGGUAUAAUAGCGCCAACGAGAACCUCACCCGAGCCGCUGGCUGCUGGGGCGUGACAGAUCAGCUCGCCUGUCUUCGAUCGGUUGAUGUUGCCACACUGUUCGCUGCCCACCCCAGUGUCGUUUGGAACCCUAUCCUGGAUGGCGACUUGUUGACUGGCUAUCCAAGCCAGCUGAUUGAGGAAGAAAAAUACAACGCGGUGCCCAUUAUCACUGGCGCCAACACCGAUGAGACUUUCGCCAUCUCAGGCACGCUCAAUACUGAGCAAGACAUCUUCAAGUCGAUUUUCUCAUGGCGAUCGUACUCGUUGACGCCGCCAACAGUGCGCAAACUCUUCGAGUUGUACCCCGACGACCCCUGCUAUGCGGUCCCCUACUCGAUCAAAAAUUGCACGAGACAUCCUACACGUGGCUUACAGUGGCGAAGGGCUGCUUCCAUCGGAUCGGAUCUGGUGAUGGUGGCUCAGAGGCGCAAGAUGGCAGAACUGUACACUAAUGCUGGAAAGGAUGUGUACAGCUACCGCUUCGAUCAACGUCUGUGGAACGGUGCUGAAUGGGACGGAGUGAAACAUUUCGUGAAUGUGGCAUUCAGUUUCCAGAACAUUUCUGGGUUGUUAGGUGCCAGUCCGCAGUACGAUAGUCAUAAGAAGCUAGCACAUGCGAUUGGACAAGCAUAUGCGCAUUUUGUCAACGAUCUGGAUCCGAACGGGAAAGCAAACGGAACAUAUGCGGAAGCAAACAUCUUGCCGACGUGGCCCAAGUACAACCUUGAUACCCCGGAGAACAUGGUACUGAAUGCGACCGAGAACUGGGUUGAGGCAGAUACGUGGAGAAAGGAGGGUAUCACAUUCAUUAAUACGCCAGAAGUAUCAAAGGAGUUGUUAGCGUAGCUGGAAUGAACCAGAUAACAGUAAUGAAAGAUAAACAUUUACACGUCGCGAUCCUUUUAGAUUUCUUUUUCU
This is a messenger RNA of Truncatella angustata, 1964 nucleotides long. RefSeq names its product carboxylesterase. NCBI's taxonomy places the organism in Eukaryota, Fungi, Ascomycota, Sordariomycetes, Amphisphaeriales, Sporocadaceae. The record is from RefSeq and is a predicted model, not a curated record. The transcript has a single exon. Bases 246 to 1892 code for a protein of 548 amino acids.